Molecule: messenger RNA, 2568 nt
Organism: Alternaria triticimaculans
Lineage: Eukaryota; Fungi; Ascomycota; Dothideomycetes; Pleosporales; Pleosporaceae
Exons: 5
Coding region: 1-2568 (855 amino acids)
Biological process (GO): peptidyl-threonine phosphorylation; peptidyl-serine phosphorylation
Molecular function (GO): protein serine/threonine kinase activity; ATP binding
Source: RefSeq, a predicted model, not a curated record
AUGGACGAUUUGGUCGAAAGCAUUGAAGGCUUGCGCUUUAAGAACAAGAACAUCGAGGCCCGCUUCUUUGUGCCUGAGGGACAGUUAAUCAGUGUAAUGUCUGAGCCUCGAAUUCGCAUGGCUCUUCGUGAGCUCGGUUUACACUUCUAUCAGCACGAGGAGCUUCUUUCCAAGAUCAUCGAAGGUGCUAGACGUUGCUUCGCCAUUCUGCUCUUGAUACAAUGCGGUCGCCAGAUUCUGGACUUCUUCAGGAAAGACGCGCUGCAAAGGUCGCAUCCUGACGAUCGCCUUCCGUUCGAGCCAAGCUCACUUGCCGGAUUGUUCGAUGUGAAACCCGAUGACUUGAAAGUGCAACGCUUCCUCGAGAAGCAGUGGGAAUUUUCCACUCCAUUCUUUUCCCGACUUCUCUUGACGCGCGAACUUGGGCAGGGGACCAUACUACCCAUCGUCCAUCAAGAGGAGAUAGGGGAAGGUUCUCUCGGAAUCGCAUAUAGAACUACGAUACAUCCUCAAUGUCAUAAACUGCCCAUCGAGGCAAACAAGGUCGUGAGAAAAGAGAUCAAGAAGUCUGCGGGACAAGCAGAGCAUGCCUUUGCGCAAGAGCUCCGCAAUCUGUCCCUGCUAUCACAUCUCAAACACCCGAACCUUGUAGAGCUUUUCUGCUCGUACCGCUUUCGCGAUGCUUUCACGUUCGUCUUUGAUGAGGCAAACGGGGGUACUCUUGCGCAGCUGCUUCGCGGAGAUUUGGUAGCGCCGUAUUUCUCGAAUCCUGAACCCUUGUCACGUCACAAUCAUCCGCUGUUCGCAGCUUUGGCGGACCUCGCUUCUGCUGUUGAGACUGUACACAACUUCUCUUCGGUUGUACUGGAUGUGAAGCUGACCGGGUGCCACCACGACAUAGCUCCACGUAACAUCUUCGUCCGCGGUAGAACUCUUGUUCUCGGAGACUUUGGGUUAUCUACCUUCAAAGCGGAAGAAGAAGGUUCCUUGACAGCUUUGAAAGAGACUCGAUCGGACUACACCGCACCCGAAUGCCAACGGUUCCAUGGGGGUCUGAUCCAAAACGCCGAGGUUACGAGAGCAAGCGACAUAUGGUCCUUUGGUUGUAUCCUUGCUGAGGUUGCAACAUUCUUGGCCGAAGGCUCUAAGGGGUACAUAGCUGUGUUUGGCCUGGCUCGUCUCGUAUCAGCAGCUUGGGAGCAGCUUGGAGACUUGAAGGGCGCCGCCGAUCUAAGACUGGGGCGAAUGAACUUCGAAGGCUGGAGUAAUGCCUUUGAGACAUUCUAUCACGACAGGCUACGUCGGCAGCCCCAAGGUGUUGAGGUACCGACAUUCCAGUUUGAGCUGAUCCAAAGCGAGCUCCAAAGCAUGUCCGCAUUUCUCGGCAGUCUCGCAGACAAGAACGACGACUACAGGCGCAGAUAUUUCAAGCAGGUUCAACAAAUCCAUGUUCGGUUACUCGGUGCACUCCCCAUUCAUUGCCGCGGGUUGGCCAAAACUCACUCGGAACAAUUGAUAUUGCAAGACGUCCAAAUCGAUGGUUUCGAUUUCGGCCCGGCAGCAGGGGCCAGUAAUGCGGUGAGCCACGAACUCGGCUUACUCGUUACUGUGAAGCUGUUGAUCGAAAAGGAGCGGCAGGGGCUUCUGAGCGAAAAGCGUGGUCUCUUCCUUAAAGAUCAGGAUGUCAAACUGCUCGAUGACAUUGAGCAACAUACCCGGGCUUUAAUAGAGCGAAACGAGGGUAGAUUCCUGGUAGAAUGGGUGGAAUACAGCUUUGCGUGGGCAGACGAUGCAACGGGAAGACAGUUCCGGGACCGUGUUGCUUCGGUAGCAAGCUUACUGCAUAACGACGACGCCGCCCGUAUUCCGACGAAGGGAGCAGACCGAAAAGAAUGGGCACAAACACCGAUCAUGCUAGGAUUCGCCAGCAGUCGACAGAACGAGGCGGACGCUGCUACGCUUGGCCCUGACAACAGACUGAACUAUCAUCACCCGGACUAUCUGCAGAAUAAAUCGAGAUAUCGUCAGGAGUACGACUAUUACAGCAUGGGUAUGAUGCUUUUAGAAAUCGGACAUUGGGCGCCACUGGUGACACUUACUGAGAGUAAGCGGUUCCGCGGCCUGGGGCCGGAGCAGUUCACCAAGGAGAUUCUGGACACGCGUCUAGCCCAGCCAACUCUUGGUAACGUAGGGGCUGGCUUGACUGCAACUGUGACUCAAAGGUUCAUCAGGAAUGACUUCGAGCUCGCUUUCAAGGAGGUCAGCUCUAAGAGUGCCUUCCUGCUAGAGCUCAAUUUUGUGAGCGCACGCGCUCUUCGGACACAUCCCUUUAUUACUACCUUACAAGGCGUCGGCUGGAAUGUGGACAGUAAAAAAGAGGGCAGCAAAUGGCUUAUCAAGCCGGUCCUUAUCUUCGAGAAGGCCACUCAUUCAACGUUAUGGUCAUUCAUGCAAGGUCUUGAAGGCAGAUCUCUCAGCGAUACGCAAAGACUGAGUCUUUGCAUACAACUAGCCAUCACUGUCGCCGAUCUGGAAGAAAAUGGUGAGCACGAUGGUUUCAGGGAUUGA